GUGUGUGUGUGUGUGUGUGUGUGUGGUUUUGCAGCGGCUCUUAAGCACCUCGGACAGCGCCAAGCGGCACAGACGCACUUCUGCAAGCGGAGGAACUUCAUCCGUGCGCAAAGGCAGAUUCUUCCAUCCUCCUCCAGUUACAAGGACUUUUUUAAAAUCUCUUCUGCCUGCAACUUGCUGUCCCUUCUGCUUGGACUUACUUGUUCGGAUAACCUCUCUUUCCCGGCCGGGGAUGAGGCGGUAGAGCCGCGCCGUCCUCGGAGCACCGAGACGCGGACUCCCGUCUCUCUCUCCAUCUCCGUCUCUCUGUCGCCGCCUCCUCCUGCCGGAGCUGGAGAGAUGCCCGGGGCAGGAUGUGCUCCAGCCGCAAGAUCCUGUGGAGCCUGCUCCUGCUGUCCUUGGUGGAGGUGGGCCUGGGUGUGGCGAGCAUCGUCCUGGGAGCCGUGGGCAUCAGCUGGGUCCAGGGGCGGGCGCAGCAGGGCGACGCUUCUCCGGUGUGGAGUGGACUCUGUUUUCUGGUCUGUGGGAUGUGUGGAGUGCUCUGCGCUCGAAAGAGGACGGGUCUCAUCAUGAUCCUUUUCUCCGCAUGCUGCAUCUGCGGUCUGAUUGGUGGGAUCCUCAACUUCCAGUUUGUUCGGGCCCUAGACAAACAGAAGAACUCGAUGCACUCGAUCCACCUGGCUGCGAUGACUCUGGCCUGUCUGGGGAUCUCGUCCUGUACUUUAUCCACGUGGCUGACCUGCCGCCUGGCCAGCUCCGAGCAGCAGAGGAUGUUCCUGGAGAGGGAACACUCACUGCACCACUCACACGAGAUGACGGAGAAGGUAGGAAACGACACCCAGAAUAAGCUUGAGAUCCUGGACAACUCCAGUAAUGGCAUCCCUCAGAUCUCCUACAACGGACACACCGCAUCGUCACCUUGAUGACGUCUCACACUCAGAGGCGACUUGCACACGCUGAAACAGAGACGGUUGCAGCUUGAGCUUCACUCCUCUACAUAUCCUGCAGCAUUUAACUGUAUCCUGACCGCAGGGAGUGAACCAGGCGCCUUGGAACCCUUUUGUCUGCCAAUGGAGUUAGAUGGGUGGCAUGAUGGUUCUGAAUUAUUAUGCAAACGUGGGUUCAAAGACCCUCUGCUCAACUGAAACCAAAGCCGGGAUGCUGAGCUGCCGUUUAAGUCAGGUGAUGAAGCAUCUCUGUGACGUCAGCUGAUCCUUAACCUAAUGAGGACACAGAAUAGAUUUUAUCCUCCCGGAUCCUUUGAAGUGAUGAGCACAAGCCAAGCAUGCAGCUGAUUCAUUUGUUUGGAAGAGCUACUGCUAUUUCAGUCUCAUUGUCCUUCUCCCUCUGUCUUCUUCUUGGUUUAUGGAAUGCAGAUCCUGAGAUAAGCCUCCAGUAAACUGUAUGUAUCAUCUGAUAAUGGAAUGCUUUGACAUGAAAAUACAAUACGAUAUGCUGUACUGUAUAUCCAUGCUUGUAUAUCAGGUAUCUAUAAAUCAGACAUAUUUUUAUAAUGCUUCUUAUAAAGUUAAUUAAAGUAUGACUAAUCGGA
This is a messenger RNA of Acanthochromis polyacanthus (spiny chromis), 1552 nucleotides long. RefSeq names its product transmembrane protein 196. The record is from RefSeq and is a predicted model, not a curated record. NCBI's taxonomy places the organism in Eukaryota, Metazoa, Chordata, Actinopteri, Pomacentridae. The transcript has 5 exons. The coding region runs from base 354 to 923 and encodes 189 amino acids.